Molecule: messenger RNA, 3170 nt
Organism: Alnus glutinosa
Lineage: Eukaryota; Viridiplantae; Streptophyta; Magnoliopsida; Fagales; Betulaceae
Product: protein EARLY FLOWERING 3-like
Exons: 4
Coding region: 605-2761 (718 amino acids)
Biological process (GO): regulation of photoperiodism, flowering
Source: RefSeq, a predicted model, not a curated record
UCCAAAUAGGGCCCACAACUCCGCACUUUUUCCUUUCCCCUUUGUAUGCAAGAAGAUGAGAUGAUCUUCUGAGGAAUCCCUCAAAACAAGCCCACCUCUUCUUUCUCUUUCACGAAUCUCUCUCUCUCUCUCUCUCUUUAUUUGCUCUUACAUUUUCUAUCGUGCUUCCACCAUUCACGCUUUCUUGGUCUGUCCUACAUCUAUUUCAGCUCCAAAAAGACCUUUUCCUCUGAAUCCCUAGUUCUCAUAAAUGCUUCAGUUUCCGAGAAAGAUUUUUGGGUUAUUCCGAAAUCGCUUUGUCUUCUAAAAGGAAAAUUUCCACUGUGGUCUUCCGGAAGCGUGGGUUGACUCCGGGCUUUCAAUUUUCCGCAAGUGGGUUUUCAUUUCGGAACCCUCGUUGGAUUCAGGGUCAUCGUGAAAUCGGUCGGUCAAUUUUCGACAUAGUAAAGGUUGUUGGUUUCUGGGUUUGAUCAAUAUUGAGUUUCUGCAUGUGGGUUUUUGGUAUUAGAGGUCCUGGACCCCCUGGUAAUGAAAUCUUUGGAUGAAUUUCAUGUAAGACCGAGGUUUCCUGUUUUGGGUUUGUGUUGAGGUAUACAGAAAGAGAAUGAAAAGAGGGAAAGAUGACGAGAACAUCAUGGGGCCCAUGUUCCCGAGGCUUCAUGUUAAUGAUACCGAGAAAGGAGGGCCAAGAGCACCUCCAAGGAAUAAGAUGGCUCUUUAUGAACAGCUAAGUAUUCCCUCUCAGAGGUUCAAUCCUGGGGUCCGGCCUCUUAACCGUCCAAAUAACAGUAGCAGUUUGGUUCUCCCCAAAUCCUCGAGCCAGGGAAAUGGCCUUGAAAAAAAUUUUCACGUCCCACUUCACAUACCUCCAUCAACACCCACUCAUCGGGCUGAGAAAUUUCUUACUCGCCAGUCUGAAGGAUCAGGUUUGAACAAUUCAUUGGCACAACUCAAGGAGAGGAAAGUAGGAGAUGAAGAUGACUUUAUUGUUCCUAUAUUUGUUCAAUCAGGAACAGGGCAAUGCAUUGAUAAAACUCAAAACAGUAGUGAUAGGGAAAAACUCACUCCCUCCAGCCCUACUUAUUCUUUUCGCUCUAUAAAACACAAAAAUGCUUGUGAUAAAGAUCCAAAGUUAACUACCUCCCCUGCUCUCAAAUUGAGGCAAGAAGUGAGAUGUGAGAGUGAAGAGUGCCCAAAAGUGAGUGGUCCCAGUCAUUCAGUAAAAUCUACAACAGAUCCAUCAACUAGAGAAAAGAUUGAAGGGCUUGUGAAGGAACCCAAUGCAACUCAAUAUCAAGAGUAUCGAGAUUUCCCUGUGACUAAUGUUAGCAGGUCAGAUGAUAUUAGUACUUGUUCACAACAAGAGUUCAGAACCAGGUUGCCACCGUUUGACACUAGAUUUGUUGAGUCUGUAAGGGAUGUAGAGAACAGAAAUGGUUCUCACCUAAGAAGCAUCUCUCACUCGAGAGAGGAUAAUAUCAAUGAGCCUGAUAAUUGCAGUGAAUAUCUUGUAGACAGGACAAAUGUGUCACUACAAAUGGGAAAUGUAGACAAAAGUGAUGAUGUCUCUGAGACCUCCAUGGUGGAUUCUGUAUCAGGCUUUGAUAUCUCUCCAGAUGAUGUCGUAGGAGUAAUAGGUCAGAAGCAUUUCUGGAAAGCAAGAAAAGCGAUUGUCAAUCAGCAAAGAGUGUUUGCAGUCCAAGUAUUUGAGUUGCAUAGGCUGAUAAAGGUCCAACAACUGAUUGCUGGAUCGCCGCAUCUUUUGCUUGAAGAUGGUGCUUUUCUGGGCAAAGCUACAUUGACGGUUUCUCCUGCAAAGAAACUUCCGCUCAAGUAUGUCAUAAAACCGCCAUUGCAGGUUGUUAAGGGCAAAGACGAUUCCGAGAGUUCAAACCAUAAAAUGGAAUCUUCUGCAGAAAAUGGAGUUGGGAAGACAUGUAUUCCUUCUGUACAAAGUGGUAGUCAGCCGCCAAAUUAUGGACCUUAUCUAGGACACUUGCAGCCAGCUACUAUGGCUACUGAUAAUAAAAUGGCUCCUUGGUCUUUCCAUCAGUCACCUGGGCAUCAAUGGUUAGUACCUGUAGUGUCUCCUUCUGAAGGACUUAUAUACAAGCCCUAUCUUGGACCUGGGUAUAUGGGAGCAUUUUGUGGAGGAUAUGGACCUUUCAACCCAGCUCCCUUGACAGGUAACUUUAUGAAUCCAGCCUAUGGGGUUCCAGCUCAUCAUCAUCAUCAAGGAAUCGGGAAUAUUCCUGGUACAACUCCACUUGGUCAUACUUUCCUUCCUCUAUAUGGCAUGCCAGCCAUGGAUCCAGCCACGUCAGGUUCACCCCUUGAACAAGCGAACCAAUUUACUGGACCUGGUCCACAUGAUCAAACUCAGUUUUCAGAAGGUAGAGCCAACUCUAACAUGCAGCACCUAAGCUCACACCACGUGCCAAGCCAAAAGCAUGGAGCUGUUUCACAAGUUGCAAAGUUUCAGGCAUCUAAAGAUAGUGAAUUGCAAGGAAGUACAGCAAGUAGUCCCUGGGAGAGAGCACGAGGUGUCAGGACAGGUUACACUUCUGAGGGGAGGGGAGAUGCACUUCCACUUUUUCCUACUGAUCCAGUAGACCCAGAGGCAGCUUCUCAGCCUCGUGAAACCGACCAGCCGACACGCGUGAUCAAAGUUGUGCCUCAUAAUCCUAGAACUGCAACUGAAUCAGCAGCUCGAAUUUUCCAAUCUAUACAAGAAGAGAGAAAGCAGCAUUACUCGGUUUAGCUCAUCAUAUGCAUCAAUCACCUGCUGGUAAAUGAUCUUGGGAUCAUCUAAGUUGGUGUCGUGCUUGGUCAUUCCCUCUGUACUCUUUCGGUAAUGGGCUUGCCUUUGCUUAAUUAUUGUGACCUAUUCAAAUAUAUAUAUAUAUAUAUAUAUAUAUAUAUAUAUAUGUCAUAUGUUUCUGGAAGAUCACCACCGUUGAUGAGUAUAUGCUGUCUCUUCAAUUUUGGUGUUGGAUCGACUUUUGGGCAGAGGUGGCAUUACUCAAGUGAAGAGGCGGAUUGGUUUUCACCUAUGAAUUCUUUAGCUAUUAAAAAAUAGGAGGAGAAACUCAUGUAACAAGAAUGCAUAUUGUUUUCUUUUUUCAUUUCUAUGUUGAAUAUUUUUGGCAAAGGGGGCCUUACUGUUUGAA